CCAGAACUGGGUGCUACGUAGAGUGGCACCCAACGAGCAGUGCCAACCUCCUUAGUGUGGCUGUAUCUAGAGGGAGGGUUAGUGUGCAUAUAUAAUCGCGUAAGUGAUUGGAAAUAUAUAGGAAAAACAGGAGGCAGUCCAGAAGAAGAAAGGAAGCAGUCGGUCCAAAAGAGGAAAGAGGUAUCGCUGACGAAGCUGGCCGUGCAUUUGGGGAGCCUCACUGCAAUGUCGAGGACAAGAUGCUACGGGCAAAUGCAUCUUUUUUUGUCGCUGUUCCUCCUGCUCGAGCUCUCCGGGAACAUGCUCACUCAUGCGAUCUACCAUCCCGAUGCCCCUACCCCAAAGCCCAAAGUGAAGCAAAGGGUCGACUUGAAGCCUGUCAUACCCUCAACCACAGCUAGACCUCCAGUCAGAGUCUACAGCAGGAGGGAGAGGCCUGAACGACAAAGCUGGGAAGGAAUAGGGAGAUCAUGGGAACACAGAGGAAGGGAAGAGGGAAGACGAGGAGGAGACUGGAAAGGGGAAGAGUGGAGAGGGCCUUGGAAUACAGGGCCUUACGGUGGCGCUCACGAUCGUCGCAAGUAUCCUCAUUACGACCCCGAACUAGACGUAGACCACGGCUAUUACGACAAAGCAGAAUCUUCAGCUCAUCCAAAGUUGGAUCAUCCAGUGACUAUCCCGUCUCACUCUCCUGGUCCUGGGAGGUCGCAUUCUCGCCCUAAAAUCAGCAGAGAUGGGAUCCGAAGCCCUGCGUCUGAAGUAGGACACUUGUCAUGCCCUGCUCCAAGUGGCCUCUUCCCUUAUCCUCAGGAUUGUUCCAAGUACAUUUCCUGUGACUGGGAAAGACCGUUCCUUAUGUCCUGCGGUCCAGGGACGGUCUUCAACCCUGACAUCAGCGCAUGCGAUUGGCCCCACAAUGUGGACUGUCCCUCGAGCGAGGACCUUCCUUCAGGUGGAAUCGGCAAAGGGCUUCUGUCGCCAGAUCCUCCUGCCAUACCCAUACCACCCCCUGAGGAACCUAGUCCUCCUGAUUAUUCUUCUCUUGAUUCGCUCUUCGGACUGAUUCCCAGUCCAGCCCCUGGCAUAGUGAAUUCGAUUGUUGAUCAUGCCAAGGAAAAGCUGGAUCAUGUGCGUAAUAAGGUUGACUGGACUUACCAACGAGCAAAAGACAAAGGCAAGAGAUUACUGAAUAAGCUAGGGGUGAAGAAUUCAGCGUCCUUGUGCCUGAGACCAGACGGUCUGUUUCCUUAUCUCAAGGAUUGUAAAAAGUUUGUGAACUGUCAUAAGUCGAAGCCACACCUUCAGACCUGCAGCCCAGGAACAUUGUUCAAUGCCAUCAAGGAAGUCUGCGAUUUCCCUUCUAAGGUGGUUUGCCCGAAGAGCAGAGCGACUCCUGCCAAGGAAGCAAGCGUUGUUAUUGCUCCGCCAUCAGGACAGAAGAUCAGACUGAGAGGCAGUAAUGUCCCAUGGGCUGGUUAUGUGCAGGUAGAGGUUGGUGGACGUUGGAGGGUUAUAACAGACACCUUAUCCCAGUGGACAAAAUCGGACGCUGAUGUUGUAUGCCGCAGUCUCGGCUAUGAAAAGGGAGCAGAGUCGAAAUCUCAGGGUCGCACAUUCGGCCUAGUGUCGCGUCUGGAGGCUGAAUACAGAGUUGUUGAGUGUAUGGGCCACGAAGAGAACCUCCAGCAGUGUCGUCUAGAAAGAGGAACUCAAGAAGAAGUCGACAAAACUGUCGUAGGCGUACGAUGCAGGAUGAACUGGGUGUCAGAGUGUGGCUUCGGAGGCGUCAACUGGGGGAGGAAGUGCUACCAUUACACCCGGGCACAAACGCUGGUCACCCAUGCCCAAGCAAGAGAAAUCUGUGCCCAGAAUGGCGCCAGACUUUUGUCCAUACAGUCGCAGGCCGAGAGCGACUUUGUAUCGGAGCUGCUGACAGCUGCAGCAGGAGACGUCGAGCCGGGCUUCCAUACAGGGGGCGUAAGGACCGAGAUUUUCGGGGACGUUUUCUGGUUGUGGCAAAAUUCAACGUCGGCAGGGCCUGAUAUGCCCUUCGCUAACUGGUGGCCGGGUUGGAAUUCGAGUUCUGGAGGAGACUCACGCCCUCCUAAACGCCCUAAGCAUCCGAAGGACUCGGGAGGAGGUCAGGAGUCCGUCACCCAGUGCAUCGUCCUACGGGAUAAUUUCCCUGUUACGCGCAGUGGUUCGUCUGUUACAAAGGGUCCUGCCGAAUACUUCUUCAUGGAGCUGACGGACUGUGCAGAAGGCUUCCACUUCGUAUGUGAAACUGACAAGAAAGACAUAGGAUGCAUCGAAGGGCGUGGUGAGUCCUACCAAGGAGAAGCCAGCCUCACCGUGGAAGGAGAGGUGUGCGCCCUUUGGGGUCAGCCGCGGGUCCAGGAGAAGCUGGGCCAUCUGGCCAAUUCGCAAAUUCCUCUGGUGGCGAAUCACUGUGCCAAUCCAGAUGGCGAUGACCUUCCCUGGUGCUACACUUCCAAGGGCACCGUGGGUUUUUGUGACAUCCCAAGGUGUCCACAGCGUCGGGAGGAUCGCGACGUCCCUACGAUCAUCGAAGAAGACAGCAGCUGUGGGGCUGAUAAGUUUGCCUGUGCCAACGGAGGCUGCAUUCACCAGGAGUGGCAGUGUGACGGUCAACAGGACUGCUCCGACGGCAGCGACGAAGAAGGCUGCCGAGACUACAGCGCAUACUACACGAAGAAAGUCAACCAGAGACUGAAGGGGCGCGAGGUGGAGAAGUGGCUCUACACACUGAAGACCACCUGCGCCGCCAGAUGCAGCCAGGCCAAGAACUUCCUCUGCCUCUCCUUCAAUUACGAGUCCGGCUCCGAGACCUGCAUCUUGAGCGACAGCAACGUGGGCCGGUCUGGAGGCCUCGUCGCCGAAAGUGGAUGGGAUUACUACGAGCUGGAAACGGGGAGCGUCGAUUGUUCCCGGAUGUUCUCCUGUCGAGACGGAAAGUGCUUGGAGCAGUCCCAAGUGUGCAACGGAAAGCGAGAGUGCGCCGGCGGGGAAGAUGAAGAUCUCUGUGACGGUCGAGUGAACUUCGAAGUGAGACUCGUCAACGGCUCUGGGAACCACGAAGGUCGCGUCGAGGUCAAAGCCUUUGGCCGUUGGGGCACCAUCUGCGAUGAUAUGUGGGGACUUCCUGAAGGAGACGUUCUUUGUCAACAGCUAGGGUUCAACCUCGGUGCCAGGGAAGUGUUCUUCGGUUCCCACUUCGGAAAUGGCGAAGGACAGUACUUGAUGGACGACCUCAACUGUCUCGGGGACGAGUCUUCCUUAUCGGAGUGUGACUUCGCGGGAUGGGGCGAGCAUGACUGUGGGGAAUCAGAGGCGGCAGGUGUUACGUGCUUCAAACCCGGCGACACCUGCGGAAGGGACCAGUGGAAAUGUUCCAACGGCAAGUGUGUGGGCAUCGGAUUUCUCUGCGAUACCGUCGACGACUGCAAGGACAAUUCCGACGAAGAAAGGACUAUGUGCCAGGCUCCAUUAGAAGCGCGACUGGUAAAUGGAGCCAGGACAGGCGAAGGUGUCCCAUUAGGUCGCGUGGAGCUGCGUUACUUGGGCGUCUGGGGUACCAUUUGUGACGACGAUUUCGGACUGGAAGAGGGACACGUGGUCUGUCGGAUGAUGGGUUGGGAAGGGGCCUCUCGCGUCCACAAGAACAACACGUUCGGUCCAGGGUCAGGACGCGUCUGGAUAGACGACCUGAGAUGUAUAGGGUACGAGACCUCCGUGUCCGACUGCCAGCAUCUUCCCUGGGGUCAGAAUAACUGUGACCACACUGAAGACGUCGGUGUCGAAUGUUCCAAUACUCCGGUUGAUAGAUCUAGAGAAGAAACUGUCGUGUCUCCGACGGCAGGUACCACCGAAGAGGUCUCCCUCCCUGUCACUUGCGGCCAGAGGCUGAUUGAAGACAACCCGAAUGCCCCAACUUUAGAGAAACCCAAAGUCGUCAGUGGGCACACGCCUCCUCAAGGGGCGCAUCCAUGGAUGGUAAACAUCAACCUCCUCACCAGAACAGGUCCUACGCAGUGGUGUGGAGGGGCCAUCUUGACGGAGGAUUCCAUCCUGACAGCUGCUCAUUGCCUUCACAAAUACCCAUCUUCAACGUACAUCGUCCGAGUAGGAGAUUUUAACACCGAGGAGGAAGAAGAAGAAGAGCAAGAAUUCCGCGUAGCUUCCAUGGCGAUCCAUCACCUCUUCGACAAGGGCCCUUACCUCAACAACGAUAUUGCCAUUCUUAAAAUUAAAAGGAAGAAUGGAGAAGGUGUCAGGUUUGGCAGGUAUGUCCAACCACUUUGUUUGGUACCUCCUCGCUGGAAUUAUCCUCCUUACCGUAACUGCACUGUGGCAGGUUGGGGUAGUCUUGGGAUUGCUCUGGGUCGUUCCAGAGUUCUUCAGUCUGCUUUGCUUCCCAUUCUUCCGGAUGAAAUAUGCAAAGCUGACAAUGUCUAUGGUGAUACAAGGUUGACAGAAGGGAUGUUCUGCGCUGGCUACUUGGAGGGAGGCAUUGAUACUUGCCAAGGGGAUUCGGGAGGACCUAUGGUUUGCAUAGUAGACGGUCGCCACACUGUUGUGGGAAUUACCAGCUGGGGUCAUGGCUGUGCCCGAGCUAACAAGCCUGGGGUUUACACCAAAGUGACCCAGUUUCUUCCAUGGCUGUACUCAAACUUGGUGUGAUUUGUUUUCCCAUAACCAGGAACUUGUAGAUAUAUUUCGUCGUUGCGUUUCGUCAUUAUCGUGGUUGACAAAUGCAGAGUAUUUUACAUUUUAUUUUUGGGUAGUUUGGGCGUUGUUAUUGCUAUUACCGGAACUUGCGAACAUACUUACUGAAGAAGCUUAAGUGGCCAUCAACUUGUAAAAAACUGUUCCAGAGAAUACCAGAACAGUAUUAUCAAAUUUAAAAAAACUGAGAUCAACUAUGAUUGUCAAAUUAUUGCACUUGAAACAAAUGACAGACGAAGGAAUUUCGAUGUUAAGAAAAAGAUACAAAUCAUACCGGAAAUAGCUGUGAUUCGCUAUGUUUGCUGAGCUUCGUAAAAUCUCUUCAGUAACUUGAAUGUAAAGAAGUUAUUUUCGUAGUCGGAUUUAAAGAUAUAUUGAAUAAAUGUAAUUGUAAUAAUUCUCUAAUGUAACCAUUUCAUUUCCGACUGGAAUCACUGCCCUUAUAUUAUUGCAGGACUACAAUUACAACUAUCGUACUUCAAAAAGGAAUGAGUGAAAACCCAUAUAUAUAUAUAUAUAUAUAUAUAUAUAUAUAUAUAUAUAUAUAUAUAUAUAUAUAUAUAUAUAUAUAUAUAUAUAAUUAGUACAUUCGUCGACUGACUGGAAUCACAGCCACUGCACUGUUCAAAAAUACAAUAAUUUAGUUGCUGAAAAGACUAAGAUCCCAACCAUUACUGGAAUUCCAGUUAUUUUGGUCCUCGCAACCGUCACGUAGGGCUUCGGUUCCCAGACUGUUUCCUCCGGUAACAAAAUUAUGUUGCCCGGUGGGAAGCUAAUAAUUACACUAAAAAGAGACUACAAGUUCACUUGAACUUAUACUGUGUUGGAUAAGAUAGUUAAAGUCGGUGGCAUCUG
Messenger RNA from Macrobrachium nipponense, 5601 nucleotides. RefSeq lists its product as uncharacterized. Lineage: Eukaryota; Metazoa; Arthropoda; Malacostraca; Decapoda; Palaemonidae. The transcript has 31 exons. Gene Ontology annotation, molecular function: chitin binding; protein binding; serine-type endopeptidase activity. Gene Ontology annotation, biological process: proteolysis. Bases 226 to 4701 code for a protein of 1491 amino acids. The record is from RefSeq and is a predicted model, not a curated record. Gene Ontology annotation, cellular component: extracellular region; membrane.